CAAUAAAAUGUCCUGUCUGCCACGUGUCACCUCUACAUGUGGCGUCGAACCCUCUUCGAUUCUUCUUUACUAUUCCUUUCCAGAUUCCUCUCCCUCUCCCGACGGAAUCUCUCUCUCUCUCUCUCAUGGCGGAAACUUCGUCUCUGCGUUUUUCUCCCUUCCCUCCGCUCCCAUCGUUUCCUCGCUCCAGGGAAUCUACUUCCUCCCUCUCCGCAUUUUCUUCCUCGCCAAAAUCCUCAACUUCUAAUCCUCGUCCCUCUCGCCUCCGUUUCUUGGCCAAGGCUUCCGAUUCCGGAAACUUCUUUGCCCAAGACUCUUUCGGCUUCUUUCCUUGGGACGACGGUGAUUGCGAAAUUCAGUGGGUUCCUGAGGAUAGAGUGACCUUGUUCACUGCUGAUGGUCUCAUUCAGAUUGGCGGCUCUAUGGUCCCUCAACGUGUCUCUUCUUCAGAUAAGAAGCAAGGAAAACCAAAUCCAAAUGUAUCCAAACGGUUUCAAGAGAGGGAUUACAUGGAUCCAAAUCAAGGUCUAUGUCUGGGUGCACUCUUUGAUAUUGCAGCAACAAAUGGACUUGAUACGGGGAGAAGACUUUGUAUUUUUGGGUUUUGCCGUUCCAUUGAGAUGCUAAGUGAUGUUGUUGAAGACACUGUCUUAGAGCAUGGUGGGGAGGUUGUUGCUGCCGAGAAGGCAAGCAAAGGUGGUUUGCAUGAGAAGCUAACAAUGACAGUUGCAGUGCCAUUACUUUGGGGAGUUCCUCCUGUGUCUGAAACGCUUCACCUUGCUGUUCAAAGUGGUGGAGGGAUUGUCGAGAAGGUCUACUGGCAAUGGGAUUUUUUGUAGAUAUAUAAUGGAAUUCUUUUAACCAUCAUUUGUGCAUUUUGUACAUAAAUUCGUUCUGUUCCAACGUACAAUACCCCCAUUUGUUGUACUUUCUUAUCAUCGCAUAGUGUCAACAUCUAACUGAUCGUGUAAUUUUGAUUACUCCAUUACAUGUGCCACUUGAAGUCAUUCGGAAGUAAACCUCAUACUCAAUGAAAGCAGAAGAGCUGCCAUUACUAAUUGAAAAAGGGGAACGUGGCCCCGGAGUGUUGUUCAUCU
Juglans regia (Persian walnut) is the source of this 1097-nucleotide messenger RNA. RefSeq lists its product as uncharacterized. The record is from RefSeq and is a predicted model, not a curated record. The transcript has 5 exons. Bases 126 to 839 code for a protein of 237 amino acids. NCBI's taxonomy places the organism in Eukaryota, Viridiplantae, Streptophyta, Magnoliopsida, Fagales, Juglandaceae.